Messenger RNA from Delphinapterus leucas (beluga whale), 6090 nucleotides. Lineage: Eukaryota; Metazoa; Chordata; Mammalia; Artiodactyla; Monodontidae. The record is from RefSeq and is a predicted model, not a curated record.
GCGGCCCCGCCCUCAGGCAGUUGUCAGGUUUGGUGUGAGGCUUUGGACCUACUGCGCAGGCGUCUUCCUGCCGUAACCUGGUCACCUUGGAGUGUUAGAAUGAUCCACAAAAGUUAACAGCCGAGUCUGUUGGCUCUUCUCUCUCCCAGCCCUUAAAGGGUUUGGGGACCAGGGAAGAACCCCAUGUGGCGUUUGGCUCUCUCCUCCUCCCGUUCGCCCCAGUCCCUCAUCGUUUGAGUCAGACGCUGGGGCCAAAAGUCUGGCUGCCUGUUUAGCGUGUAGUAGUGAGUACUCGGUUUCCGGAGGUAUUUAAGCAAAGACUGGAGUUUGGCGGUGGUGGAGUAUAAGCCUUCCUAAACGGCAUAAUGUAGUAGACAACCCCUUUUAAAAGACCCUUCUAGCCGUGAAGAGUAUGAUGUAGAGUUUGGUCGGAGAACAUCAACCUCCAGCAACAACCCCGCCGGCACUUCCUACUCAAAACUAAAAUACAGGAGAGAGUGGGUCAGUUUUCAGUAUCCGUGGCGUGACAGUCACUGAGGUAGAUCUGCAGAAGCUUCUACCUAAUCACGCAGGCCCUGUCGGUACUUCCUCGUUCUCACGCCCUUGGUCUGCAUCCUCUAGCGCUCUUUGAGUACACGCCUCCUCGGAUGCAAAAACCUUUUCGGUUUCUAAUGAAGGCAGCUCCUCAUCAGCUACUCAGAACCAAGAAAAAUUUGCCAGAUAAACCUCUGUAGAAACCCUAAUUUGGGCCUGGAAAUCCCGGGAGCAAGUGUCAAUUUGUCACUCCUUAAGGACAUGAAAGUCCCAGAAACUUGAUGGUGGUGAAGUGCUGGCGGUUAUUUAGAAAGACUGACAAUCUAAAAGAUCGCCUGGGGCCUUGGCCUGAGAUCUGGGAGCCUGUGAAGUGACUGGGAAGCCAUGGACGCAGCUGAGAAAAUCAGUGUUGAAGAUGAAGCUGUGGAUAAAAAGAUUUUCAAAGACUGCAGCAAGAUUGCUUUCUACAGGCGUCAGAAACAGCGGCUCUCCAAGAAGUCUACCUAUCGGGCAUUACUAGACUCAGUCACAGAAGGCAAAGAGAGCACCAGGUUCCAAAUCAUCAACGAAGCAGCUAAGGUUCCUCUCCUGGCUGAAGUUUAUGGUAUAGAGGGAAAUAUUUUCAGGCUUAAAAUCAAUGAAGAAGCACCCUUGAAACCCAGAUAUGAAGUUCCUGAUGUCCUCACAAGCAAGCCAAGCACUGUAAGGCUGAUUUCGUGCUCAGGGGAUACAGGCAGUCUCGUAUUGGCAAAUGGAAAAGGAGAUCUGAAGUGUCACAUCACAGCAAACCCAUUCAAGAUAGACUUGGUAUCUGAAGAGGAGGUUGUGAUGAGCAUAAACUCCCUGGGCCAACUGUACUUUGAGCAGCUGCAGAUUCCUCCCAAGCAAAGCAGAGCUACCAAGGAAAAUGAGGAGGAUACAUCAGAUGACACCACUCAGGAAAAUCAAGAGGAACUGGGCCUGUGGGAGGAGAAAUUCAGAAAUUUUGUGGACGUCAAAGAUAAUGGUCCUGCCUCCAUUGGUUUGGAUUUCUCCUUGCAUGGGUUUGAGCAUGUCUAUGGGAUCCCGCAACAUGCAGAAUCACACCAACUUAAAAAUACCAGUGAUGGAGAUGCUUACCGUCUUUAUAACCUAGAUGUCUAUGGAUAUAAAAUACAUGACAAAAUGGGCAUUUAUGGUUCAGUGCCUUAUCUCCUGGCCCACAAACUGGGCAGGACUCUAGGCAUUUUUUGGCUAAAUGCCUCAGAAACACUAGUGGAGAUCAAUACAGAACCUGCUGUAAAGUAUGCAUUGACCCAGAUGGGCCCAGUUGCUGCUAAAGAAAAGGGCAGAUCUCAAACUGAUGUGCACUGGAUGUCAGAGAGUGGAAUCAUUGAUGUUUUUUUGCUGACAGGACCUACACCUUCUGACGUCUUCAAGCAGUACUCAUACCUUACAGGCACACAAGCCAUGCCCCCUCUCUUCUCCUUGGGGUACCAUCAGUGCCGCUGGAACUACAAAGAUGAACAUGAUGUAAAGGCAGUGGAUGCAGGAUUUGAUGAACAUGACAUUCCUUACGAUGUCAUGUGGCUGGACAUAGAGCACACCGAAGGCAAGAGGUACUUCACCUGGGACAAGAAAAGGUUCCCAAACCCCAAAAGGAUGCAAGAGCUGCUCAGGAGCAAAAAACGUAAGCUUGUGGUCAUUAGUGACCCCCACAUCAAGAUUGAUCCCGACUACUUAGUGUAUGCUAAGGCCAAAGAACAGGGCUUCUUUGUGAGGAAUCAUGAAGGGGGAGACUUUGAAGGUGUAUGCUGGCCUGGUCUCUCCUCUUACCUGGAUUUUACCAGUCCCAAAGUCAGAGAGUGGUAUUCCAGUCUUUUUGCUUUCUCUGUUUAUCAGGGAUCUACUGACAUCCUCUACAUAUGGAACGACAUGAAUGAGCCCUCUGUCUUUAGAGGGCCAGAACUAACCAUGCAGAAGAAUGCCAUUCAUCAUGGCAACUGGGAGCACCGAGAACUUCACAACAUCUAUGGCUUUUAUCAGCAAAUGGCCACUGCAGAAGGACUGAUCCAGCGAUCUAAAGGGAAGGAGAGACCCUUUGUUCUUACACGUUCUUUCUUUGCUGGAUCACAAAAAUAUGGUGCUGUGUGGACAGGUGACAACACAGCAGAGUGGAGUUACCUGAAAAUUUCUAUCCCUAUGUUACUCACCCUCAGCGUGACUGGGAUCUCUUUUUGUGGAGCGGAUGUAGGCGGCUUCAUCGGGAAUCCAGAGGCAGAGCUGCUAGUGCGGUGGUACCAGGCCGGAGCCUACCAGCCCUUCUUCCGUGGCCAUGCCACCAAGAACACCAAGCGACGGGAACCCUGGCUCUUUGGGGAGGAGCACACCCGGCUCAUCCAAGAAGCCAUCAGAGAGCGCUAUGCCCUCCUGCCCUACUGGUAUUCUCUGUUCUACUCUGCACACGUGGCUUCCCAACCCGUCAUGAGGCCUCUGUGGGUAGAGUUCCCUGAUGAAUUAGAGACUUUCAGUGUGGAAGAUGAAUACAUGCUGGGAAGCGCUUUAUUGGUUCACCCAGUCACAGAACCAAAAGCUACUGUGGUUGAUGUGUUUCUGCCAGGAUCAAGUGAGGUCUGGUAUGACUCUAAGACAUUUGCUCAUUGGGAAGGAGCAUGUACUGUAAAGAUCCCAGUAGCCUUGGACACGAUACCAGUGUUUCAACGAGGUGGAAGUGUGGUACCAAUAAAGACAACUAUAGGAAGAUCCACGGGCUGCAUGACUGAUUCCCCAUAUGGACUCUGGGUGGCCCUAAGCACUAAGGGUUCUGCUGUGGGUGAAUUCUAUCUCGAUGAUGGUCAUUCAUUCCAAUACCUCCACCAGAAGCAAUUCUUGCACAGGAAGUUUUCAUUCACCUCAGGUGUUUUGAUCAACAGUUGUGCUGACAAGAGGGGUCAUUAUCCCAGCAAGUGUGUGGUGGAGCAGAUUUUGGUCCUAGGCCUCAAGAAGCAUCCAUCUUCUGUGACCAGCCACUCACCUGAUGGUCUAAAUCAUCCUGUGGAUCCUGGCUAUAGUGGACCUGGGGUGGUCAGUUCCUGACAGAAGUGAUCCGAGGAUGUAGAUUCCAGUUUGACCAGUGUUGAAUCAAAGAAAUGUUGAUGGAAGACAGUGAUACGCAAUCAUUAACUGCCUUGGCGCAACAGAAGCCAUUCCAGCUGCAGAUGCUGCCUGACCUUAGCUGAACUAUGUUAUAAAAACGAGUUCUUUAUCCUUGAAGAGGCUCUGGGACUUGAAACCGCGCAGCUGUUCACAUGCUCAUCAUCUACCUUUGUCUGUGGGCUCGGAUUGGAUUUCUCGCUGAUAGCAUGAGCUUCUACAGCUGUGCGGCUGAAUAAACCUUGAGUGUGGACCUGCUAAUCUGACAGGGGGUUUUAUUCACAACAAUUGGUAGAGCAAAAUGAAUAGCACCUUGCACACUGUGUGUUUGACACAGUAUUCCCAUUGUGCUAUGACAAGAGGCUGAUCUCCAUCACACACCCAUCUUCAUUACCAAGGACGGAGCUAGCUUAGACAGCUGAGGAAAAGAAGGUCAGCUGUGUGGGGGCCAGAGACAGCUCCUCCCCCGGAGGCAGAUCAGCCAAGAUACUUUGAUUGCAUUGGCAAAGCGAUAAGAAGCGGAAGAAAUUUCUUCUCACGUAGGGAAACGUCAUUCAACAGAUAUACAACACAUGUUUAUUAAGAACCUUCUAUGUGCUUAACCCUUACGGUGCAGUGGGGACCCAGUUCCCACCUUCACAGAGCUUAUAGUCCUGUGGCAAACAGGAAGCUCAAUAAAGAGAAACAAUAAAAUGUGGGUUGGUGCUGUGAAUUUCAAGGUGGUAUAGAGCUGGGACUCAAACAUAUGAUGGCACAUAUUAUGGCGGGAGAAGGAAACUGCCCCCCUUUGUUUUCCAUUCCAUUAGUGAGUUUGAUGGUGGAAGUCAGUCUUUUUAGAGGCUCUUUUAGUGCAGGCAGAUAGGCACGCCUCUGAUUGGAGACUCUGUGACCACAUGGUCCUGGGCAGAUGCACUGUUCACAUGGAAGAUGGUCAACAAAUGCUCAUAAGGUGAAAGGCUGAUUUGUGCCAAUGAGUAACUGUCAUUCAACCUGAUAUAACCCAAAAUAAUAUUAACUUCGGUUCAUCUCUAACAUUUAUUAUGUGCUUAAGACAAUCCUGCCACUAUUUUAAAUGUACACAAUUUGUUUAGUUUUUACAACUCAAUAACAGAAUGACUAUCAUUAUACCCAUUUUAUAGGUGAGAAAACUGAGACAUAGGAAGAAAGGAAGAAGUAACUUACCUAAAGCUACACAGGCACAGCCAAUGAGCAGCAGGCCUAGACUUUGAACCUAGGCAGUCAGCUUCAGAUGCUGCCCUUCUCUAUUCUGCCUCUCCAAGAGUAGUAAUAAAGAUCCUUGGGCAUUUCCUUAGAGGGAUGGGGCAAUAAGCUGAUGGUUCCUCAAAGCUGCAACCCCAGGGAUCACGAGCCUGGCGGGACUCCCUAUUUCAGCUGUCACUUCCUACCUUCUCUCAUAGCCUCUAGCCUUGGGCUGAUGAGAUGGGCACAUGGGAACAGGCAGAGCUGCAGUCUGGGACUAGCCUUCACUCAGCCACACUUGGUAUAUGGCCAUCUCCUGACAGCCUGGGUAGCAGCUACCGUGAGUAGAAGACAAGGCAGAGGCCAGGCAGGCAACUUCCUUCCCCAGAGCCACUUGUGGUCUCAUCUAAGAGCCCUGAAGCCAACUGUUUGGGUAUGAUAUGCCAGGACUUGACGGCCAACCUGGCUCAGUAUCCAAUUCCAACUUCUGACUCAGAUGCCUAAUGUAGCACGCCUGAAUAAUCUGUACUCAGGUGCACUUUUUGUAGAAGAUUUGGUCCCAGUGUUUAUCUUGGGGGUGGGGAGAGACAAGGGAUAGCUAGGUCAAGUGGGCAAGAAGAGACAGGGAUUUUCUCAACUGAGGACUCUGCUGAGUGGCAUUUUCCACCCAGACAGUUUCACUGAACACUGACAUCAGAACAUUCUAGAAGAGAUGCCAAAUCCAGUUGAAUAAUAUUCUGAUAUCCUAGAAUUUUAAAAAGUAAAAAUCAUGUUCUCAAAAAUGCCUAGAACAUUCUCCUAGAAUUCAGUAUCUCACAUUCACCCUUGCAAGCUUUUUUCAAUAUUGUUUUCCAUUAAUUUGGUGGCUAAUAGCUUGAUAGUCUGGAUAACUGCCAAUUCAAUAAUGUAUCUGCCAUUCUUUGCUAAGUUUCAGUGUUCAAUUUGCUCAAAUAUUCCCCUUUCAUUUCCUGACAACACCAGAACUUAAUGGCAACACAGGAACAUCCCUGGCCAGGUCCUUCUCUCUCUCGAGAAUGCAGUCUAGCUACACUGCUAGCCUCUCUCUUGCUCUCAUACUCAUGAUCUUUCUUCAUGUCUAUUUUUGGUUUUCCUGGCUCAGGCUUCUUUGGGCCACUGAAACACAACCCUCACUUUCUUUCUCUCCCUCUGGCAUGUAUGCUGCUGGUAGGAGCCCCCUAAGUAAAAACUGCUACAGAAAUCCUU